AUGCCGGAGAAUGACGACGACGACGACCGGCCGCCGCCGCCGCCGCCGCAUCCGGCGGCCAGGAGGUGCGCCGCGUGUCGGUACCUGCGGCGGAGAUGCGCCGACGACUGCGUCCUCGCGCCGUUCUUCCCGGCGUCCCGCCCCCACCGCUACUUCUGCGUCCACACCGUCUUCGGCGCCAGCAACGUCGCUAGGCUACUCCAGAGCUUGCCCAUGGCGGAGAGGGGGAACGCGGCGAACACGAUGGCGAUGGAGGCGUACUGGCGGGUGCAGGACCCGGUGUACGGGUGCACCGGGAUCAUCAACCGCCUGCAGGAUGAGAUCCGCGCCGUCCAGUGCGAGCUCGCCAGGACGCAGGCCCUGCUCGCCAUCGCCCUCGCCGCCGCCGCCUCCCAUUUGCCAUUAGAUCUUUCUGUUAUAGAUUUAUAA
Molecule: messenger RNA, 429 nt
Organism: Oryza brachyantha (malo sina)
Lineage: Eukaryota; Viridiplantae; Streptophyta; Magnoliopsida; Poales; Poaceae
Product: LOB domain-containing protein 24-like
Exons: 3
Coding region: 1-429 (142 amino acids)
Source: RefSeq, a predicted model, not a curated record